This is a messenger RNA of Anneissia japonica, 3086 nucleotides long. RefSeq names its product peptidyl-prolyl cis-trans isomerase FKBP5-like. The transcript has 10 exons. NCBI's taxonomy places the organism in Eukaryota, Metazoa, Echinodermata, Crinoidea, Comatulida, Comatulidae. The record is from RefSeq and is a predicted model, not a curated record. Bases 240 to 1757 code for a protein of 505 amino acids. Gene Ontology annotation, molecular function: protein binding; peptidyl-prolyl cis-trans isomerase activity.
ACAGUGUUGUAUUUCUUUGUAUUCAACAUUGAUUCAACUCAGUCACGCUCAGGCGAACUGGCAAAUUCUAGAAAUCCCUUGUGCAGGGUCGGAACGCACCUCAGGUACAAGAUAAGAAUACCAUUUGAACAGUGUUAGUAGUUCAUAUAACUUGUUUCGAUUUUUGUGGCUAUAUUUGCAAUUUUUAACAACUAUAUUUUCAGGUAUUCUUAAAGCAAGAUCAAAUACACAGUAACAGAAUGACAGUUGAAAGCAAUUCUAAAGCAGAAGGCGCAGAAGGCGAAAUUAAACUUCAAGAUGAGAAUUUAGAGGACAUUACUCCAAAUAAAGAUGGAGGAGUGCUCAAGAAAAUAAUUAAAGAGGGUGACAACACGGAGGAAGAUCGGCCAGCAUCGGGAGAUGAAGUAUCUGUACAUUAUGUAGGAACAUUGUUGAAUGGUGAACAAUUUGAUUCUAGUCGUGAUCGGGGUUCGCUAUUUCAAUUCAAGCUAGGAAAAGGGCAAGUGAUAAAGGCUUGGGAUUUAGGAGUUGCAACCAUGAGAAGGGGUGAAGUAUGCCAGCUGAUCUGUAAGCCAGAGUAUGCAUAUGGCCGAAAAGGGAAAGGAAAGAUUCCUCCAGACGCAACUCUUGUCUUCGAAGUUGAACUCUUUGAUUGGAAAGGUGAAGAUUUGACGGAAGAUAAAGAUGGUGGUGUCAUUAUGCGAAUACAACAAGAAGGAGAAGGCGAAGAAACACCAAUAGAUGGCUCAAGUGUGCAAGUUCAUGUGGUUGGUGAAUAUAAUGGAAAGGUGUUUGAUGAGAGAGAUGUAAAUUUCACUAUGGAAGAUGGCAACGAACAUGGAAUUGUUGAUGGUGUCAUUAUGGCAAUAAAAAACAUGCAUAAAGGAGAGAAGGUCAAAGUUGAUCUGAAGCCUAAGUAUGCUUUUAGAGAGACAGGUAACCAGGAUUUAGGAAUCCCAGGUGAUGCGAACGUAACAUACACAGUCACGCUUAAUGAUUUUGAAAAGGGUAUGGAAACAUGGGAAAUGGACACAGAUCAGAAAAUUGAAGCUGCAAUAAAAGCUAAAGCCAGGGGAACAACCAAAUUCAAGUCUGGUGCAUAUCAAGAUGCUAUUAAGAACUGGACACGGAUUACAUCUCUGCUCGAGUAUGCUAGUGAUCUUGAUGAUGACUUGGAGAAAAAAGAAAAGUGGAAUUCCGUGAAGCUAGCUGGCUUCCUGAAUCUGGCAAUGGCGUAUCUUAAAACUGAAGAGUAUCUUCAAGCUUUGAAAAAUUGUGAAAAGGCUUUGGAAUUGGAUGUAGCUUCUGUUAAGGCUUAUUUCCGAAGGGCUCAAGCACAAAUGGGAAUGAACAACAAUGAGGUAGCCAAAAAAGACUUGGAAAAGGUUCUGGAAUUAGAACCUACUAACAAGGCAGCAAAAAAUCAAUUAACGAUAUGCGAACAUAAAAUCAAACAAUACCGAUUAAGGGAGAAGAAAACCUACGGGAACAUGUUUGCCAAGUUUGCAGACCAAGAUGCUAAGGCUGAAGAGAGAAGAAGAAUAAAAGAAGACAAACGAGCAAAAGAGAUGUUCAAGAAGGCUGGCGAAGAUGCAAGAAAAGAUGUUGAGGAGGAAGUUGAUGCAGAAAUUACCGAAUCCAAAAACACAGAUAAAGAAAAUACAAAUGAAACUGAUGAAGGGUCAGCUGUUACUGAAUCCAGAAACACUGAUAAAGAAAAUACGAAUGAAGCUGAUGAAGGUUCAGCUAUUAACUAGAAUGGGGGGAAAUUAACUCAAUCCUACACUGAGAUGAAUAAAAAAAAAAGCAGUGACCAUUAAUUGAAACUCAAUCUUUCAAAUAAAAUUACAACUCAGCAAUCAUUAGCUAGAAAGUUGUGUCUUAUUCUUUCAUUAUUACAAAAUGAUUUCAUCAAACUUUUUCCAGAUGUAUUUUAUGCCAAUGAAACUGAUAAUCCAGUUUAACAUGUAAAUUUCCUACACAUGUGCACCAUUUAUCUUGUGGGGAAACAGUUUGCAUGUAUUUAGGGGAAAAUUAUUUGGUUUAAGUUUUUUAAAUUGCGUGUUUUUACCAAGCAAAACCUGGUAUAAAGGUCAAAAUAAAGCAUCCAUUGUGUGAUGACGUCUUUUUGUAGGUCCAGUGUAUUCUGUACUAUUAUAUGAAUUUUUGAAAUAGUUCCUGUUUUUAAUAAAUGUAUUUCCCAAUCUUUUUCUUAAUUCUUUUACAAUUCCUCUUAUAUGCUCAUUUUUAUGGAUUAAAAGUGCUUUUUUUGUAUUGGGUUGUAAUAUUUAUACACUAUUAGUAAUGAUAGAAUACAAAUGUAACUUUAUAAAUGUCAAUUGGUGUUCUUGCCCGUAGCAAUACAAGUUUGUUUAAGAAUAUUCAUGUGUUGCCCCUUUACUGACAUAAUAAAUAUUCGCCUGAAACAAAUCCGAUAUUUGGUAUUCACUCUUUACAUCAUGUUCAUAUUGAUAUUAGCAUUUACGAUUUGGGUGUUGUGAGCCAAUGUAGGUUUUGUAACAGUCAAUAUAAAGAUUAAAAAGACCCAGUAUUUAAUCUGUCGUUAGUCUGUUAGUAGAAUUUGGGGUCAAAAACCAUGGGAGUUAAGGCCUUAAGUCACGAAAAUGUUGUUUUGUAUCCGUAAAAUUAUUGAAAUGAUCCAGAGAUUCCUGUAGUAUUUAAUCCUAAUAAAUUAAAGUACAAUUUCUUAGGAAAUUCGAUGACAAAGGCAAUUAAUAUAAUGGAUAAAUCGGAAGUAAAAUACUAUUUGAUAUUCUGUUAAAGUAACAUCCCUUUUCAUUUGAUUAGCCGUCGGUUUCUAAGAACCAAAAAAUAUUCAUGAAUUCAGUCCUUUUUUCAUGUGCAGAUAAUGUAGUGUAACCAAAAGUCACUGAAUUAACUACAUCUGUGGUGAUAAUACCAACAUUCAAAUUGGAUUCACCCCACUCAUUGUAUAAAAAUAUGAACGAUUGUAGUGAAGCAGGUACUCUACAAAGAUUGGUUGCUUUCACGCACACACAGCUAAAUUUAAAUAUAGUGUAUCCUGAAUAAAUAUUUUAAAUUUUGUACUACAAUUUCGAACGCAA